Messenger RNA from Ictalurus punctatus (channel catfish), 4465 nucleotides. It is a transcript of the gene bub1, whose product is annotated as BUB1 mitotic checkpoint serine/threonine kinase. The record is from RefSeq and is a predicted model, not a curated record. NCBI's taxonomy places the organism in Eukaryota, Metazoa, Chordata, Actinopteri, Siluriformes, Ictaluridae. Gene Ontology annotation, molecular function: ATP binding; protein kinase activity. The transcript has 25 exons. Bases 200 to 4300 code for a protein of 1366 amino acids. Gene Ontology annotation, biological process: mitotic spindle assembly checkpoint signaling; meiotic sister chromatid cohesion, centromeric; protein phosphorylation.
UCCGAGCGGGCGGUUUUAAAAAUGUUUCGUUAGUUCUGAGGUAAAGAUAAAAAAACAAAAACAACACAGAAGAGAAUGAGGAUGUUAGCGGCGAUUAGCGACGUGUGCUAGCAAUAAAACAAUAAAAAGAUAAGCGUUUAGAAUAAAAUAAGCGUGUUUUAGAGGGGUUUGUUGGGACGGAACGAGAACUCAAAGCAGAAUGGAUAUCCACUUUUAUCUGCAAGGGUUCGAGUCGAGUAUCAGGAGCUAUGCUGGAGAAGAUCCUCUGGACCCUUGGGAUAAGUUUGUGGAUUUUUUAGACACCAGACUUCCUCCUGAGGAGAAGCGGAACAUGUCUGUGGUGAUGGAGCGCCUGGUGCAGACCUUCCUGCAGGACAAACGCUACCAUGACGACCUCCGAUUCGUCAACCACUGCAUCAGAUGUGCCAGUUACCACCCAGACCCAGUGAAAGUGUUGAGUCACGUGCACAGUCGUGGUGUGGGGAUGCGGACGGCCGCUCUGUACAUCAGCUGGGCUCAGCAGUGUGAGAAGAGGAACCUGAACACGCAGGCAGAACAGGUCUACCAGAGAGCGUUGGAGAACCAAGCAGAACCUCUCGACACUCUGCAGCACCACCACAGGUUAUUCCAGAGCAGAACAGGACGGUCUCAGACGACUCCCCCAGUGAGUACUCCUCUGCAGGAUUCUCAGCUGGUUAAUCAGCAGUUGCGUCAGAGAGAUGGCGUACAGCCGCAGUGUAAGGAUGUGGGGAACUUGCAGUUUCCUGCAGACAGAACCAUCCGCAUAAUAUCCCGCUCGGAGAACAACCCUCGGACUAACAGCAGCAGUGUGACGGAGUGUGUGUCCAUGUACUGUAAGGACGAGCUGGUGUGUGAGGGAUCAGAGCUGAGCUUCGAGGAGCUGAGAGCACGAAGAUACUUCACCAAAGUCAGACAGCAGGAAGUGCAGAGACAGCAGGAGGAGGUGAGGAGGAGAUAUGAGGAGGAGGAAGAGGAGGUGGUGAGAAUGAAGAAGCUGUUGGAGGAGCUGAACAACAAACUGACUGAUGAGCCACACCUGCAGCAGGUUACUUCAGGGCCACACCCUAUCCAGAGUACAGAGGACACCCCUAAUCCCACCGACCAAUCAGAACCCCUCUGCGCCCCGUGUGUGUCUGAGCCGUCCCUCACACACCACACAGACACAUCUAUCGCUCAGAGAAUGCAACACACACUCACACUCGCCACACACACGCGCAGACCCAGCCUCACACACCUGCUGGAGCCCAGAGCCCAGAGUGUGUGUGUGAACCGAGAGGAACCGCUCGCCGGGGCAGAGCAUACAGGUCACACCCAACAACCGGACACACUCCGGCGUGAUGCACUGGUUCCUGAGGAAGCUGAAGGGGACGCCAACACGGAGGUGUUUCACGGAGGAUUUAAUCACUCCCAUGUAACCCCCAACACAUCUCUGGGUCUAAUCUCAGUGACUCCUUCACGUGCACUUCCCUCCCCCACUGUCAACACCAGAGAAGCCUUGGACCUGAUCGGGAACAUGUUCCAGGGACCGACUCUGCUCCAGGACUCACUGUUCAACACCACACACAUCAACACUGCUGCUGAGGACGACAGCUUCGAAAGGAACUGCAGAGUCACUGGUUUUGCACCAUCCUCAGCAGCAUUCAGGAUUUAUCAGGAUGAAAACAACGAGGGCAGAAGUGUGGAUCCGCAGGUGGUGAUGAAGCCCAAACCUGCAGCCCUUCGUGCCCUGACCGAGAUCCCUGUCUCUAAAGCUAAUGUCACUCCCCUGGGGGUGGAGUCACUUACUGAUGACAGCACAAUGUGGGGUCCUGGACACGCCCCCAUGGCCUCCUUCCGCAAUCAGACGCAAGACUUCGCUCUGUCUGCCCACUUAGCGUCCACACCGCUCCACCCCAUUACACCGUACUCCAGGGACACACAGCAUAGUCAAGAGGAAAGUGGAUCAGAGGAGAACCCCUACCUGCGCCAGCCUGCUAAACUCAGUCCAAUUUUGGAGCAGAGUCCCCCUGAAGAGAAGCAGUGUGGAGGUGCAGAGUGCACUCUGGGAGCUCAGGGAACCAUCAUGGGCGAAGGUGUAAGCCUGCAGGGACACGCCCACUCUCUGACGCAGCACAAUCAGACCGACACCUCAAUCAGCAAGCAGGCGCUAGCGUUAGCACCGCUCUGUGUGUUAGCGCCGCUCGCCUUCCCAGAUCAGAGCAUCACAGCUGGCGAGGAGCUCAGAACCAGAAGUAAACCCAGCUGGAGCGUCUACCAGAGUCCAAAGGUGGAGACCCAAGACCGUCGAGUUAGCUCGGUCCGAGAUUUUAACUCCUCUAGCCUGAGAGAACGCGAACCGGACCGGGCCAACUCAAAGGAAGAGCUAACCUCAACUAGCCUUCAGCGUAGCUCCGACAUCCUGCAUGAGCCAGACCAGGUCAUCUCCAGCAGCCCAACCUCGCAGAGACUGGAGAUCAAGAACCCGGUUAGAGAUCUUAUACCAGACCCGCUCUGCUCCUACCAAGAGUUCAGCUCCAGCAGACCCCGCCUAUUUGGAGAACUCCAACCCGAGAAGCUGAACUCCUCCAGCAGCCUGAACAUCUUCAAGGAGAUUAAACAAGAUCGGGUGGACUCGACCCGCUCACAGCUAUCGGAUCUGGAAGAAGCUGAUGUUCUCCUCCAGGAGAGGUCCUUCAACAUGCAUAAAUCUGUAAGUCUGCUUUCGGAGAACACCCGGCUCCACCAGCGGAAAUCCUUCAUGGUUCCACCAAGCCCGCUGUCGAGGUCGAGCCAGGACGUUCCCAUGAGUCUGGAACCGGCUCCGGGGUUGGGCUGGCUUCGGGUGGAGAGUCCGGUCUGGCGUGCCGAACCCGACCUGGAACCAGCCUGGAACGUCCACUCUGACCAGCACUCGUCCUCGGUUCUGGAACGCUCCGGAAUUCUGUUCAGCAGACGCAAUUCUGAGAAAAAGCUCUUCCAGAGUUUAAGCACUGCAGAGAAGUCGGUCUGUCUGAGUCCGAGUAGAGGCUCAGACCCAGUCCAGGAUGUUCCCAUGAGUCCGGCUGCAGAACCAGGACUGAACUGGAUCUACUCAGGGAGUCCCGUACCGACGGAGGUGGAUCUGGACGUGAUGAUGAUGCCGCAGCAGAACAGUAAACAGUGUACAGUGCAGAACGUGCCGGAAAUCUCCCAAAAACUGAACUGCAAUGAUGUUCCCAUGAGUCCCACACAGACAUCUGCUCCGCCCACAUCCUCAGUGUUGAUCUCUGACCCGUGGGAUGAUGACUUGAUUGCGUCUCUCCUCGCUGGUCUGCGCACUCCUCUGACCUCAUACCCCAACCUGAGCACCUGGUCAUGUGGUAUUCCUGCCAUUACCCCCAAACUCACCGUGCAGAUGGGUGAUGAGUGUUUGCGUGUGGACUGUGUCGUGGGUCAGGGAGCGUUCGCUACCGUCUAUCAGGCCACCGAACUCAACUCCUCACACAAACUCAUCCUGAAGGUACAGAAGCCCUCGAACCCGUGGGAGUUCUAUGUUAACGCUCAGCUGGAUGCGCGCGUGGAGCCGAGAGCUCGUCACCUGUACACCCAGCUGCACACCGCUCACCUGUUCACCAACGGCAGCGUGCUCCUCGGAGAGCUGCACAACUGCGGCACGCUGCUGAACGUGGUAAACCUGUAUAAGAGCCGCAGUGAGAAGGUGAUUCCUCAACCUCUGGUGCUGUAUUUCACCGUGUGUAUUCUGGACAUGGUGGAGCGACUGCACGCCGCACGCAUCAUCCACGCUGACAUCAAACCCGACAACUUCCUGCUGGGAAAGAGGUUCCUGGAGAACAAGAACCUCAGUGAGGAGAGCCUGGAGCAUGGUUUGGUUCUGAUUGAUUUUGGUCAAAGUAUAGAUAUGACUCUGUUCCCUGAUGGAGCUCAGUUCACGGCCCACUGCAUGACCUCUGGCUUCCAGUGCACUGAGAUGCUCAGCGGCCGACCCUGGACUUAUCAGACGGAUUACUUCGGCGUGGCCGGCACCGUGUACUGCAUGCUGUUUGGCUCGUACAUGCAGGUGAGGAACGAUGGAGGAGUGUGGAAGACCAACGGAGUGUUUAAAAGGAACCCUCACAGUGAUCUGUGGCAGGAGUUUUUCCACGUGUUAUUAAACAUUCCUGAUUGCGUGUCCUUGCCGUCUUUGCGUGUUCUACGUGAGCGUCUGAGCGCCGCCCUGCUGGACAACUACAGCACCAAACUGCUCGGCCUGAAGAACCGCCUCAUCGUGCACCUCCUCGAGUCCAGAACCUCCCGCAGAUAGGGUUCUCCUUCUCUGGACAUGGGUUAAUCAUUAAUGUGGAGUUUCUCUCCAGCAGACAGUCUUUUACUGAACGUCUUUGUGCUGUUCCUCUCUUGAACACAAGAUGGUGCAGUUGAGACGUAUAAAAUCCUCCUGCAUUCUGAUUUAAUAAAGAUAGAAACAGAA